This is a messenger RNA of Cherax quadricarinatus, 5029 nucleotides long. RefSeq names its product serine/arginine repetitive matrix protein 1. The record is from RefSeq and is a predicted model, not a curated record. NCBI's taxonomy places the organism in Eukaryota, Metazoa, Arthropoda, Malacostraca, Decapoda, Parastacidae.
UUGAUAAGGUCAAAAAAAAUUUUUCGUUUGAUAAUAGCAUGUUAGUGGAGCACUGUGGUGGUAGAGGCGGUGCUGAUUCAACAAAUGGAGGCCGUGAACUACUUGCAAAGUCCCUCAGCAUGGUCACCCUAGCAAUGAUUAAUGUAGUAUUGCAAGCGGCCGUGACAUAUGGCAACCCAAGUGGGGCACCACCCAGCAGCUUGAGUUCCGUAUCACCCAGCAACUUGAGUUCCGUAUCACCCAGUAACAAUGCCUCCAAGGGGCAUCUCAGUACAAGUUCCGUAAUUGAAUCUUCCACGCGUUCAGCGAGCAGUGUCACUGGUGCCAGUACACUGCCAGUCACCACAACACUGCCACCAAAGUGCACCGGGUACAAAAUCGCCACUAAUACUCUGAUCGGGGUAGUGGUGUUACUGGUAGUGGUGGUGGUACUGGUAGGUGGGUACCUGAAAUGGAACGGCCGAAACUGUCUUCGAGGGAUUCCGAGACCCCCCAAAAAAAUGACUAAAGAUGGUGAGUCUGCAGAAAGUGUCCGUCUCACUUACGGCAGGAAAUCCACUUCUUGGAAGAUUAAUCCCACUGUAGGAAAGAUGUACCCUCUUGCAAAUAAGAUGGGCCCUGAUACAGGGAAGUCCUACGCAGCCAUAGGUCAGACCUACUUCCCUGCAGGAAAGAAGGACUUCCUACAGGGCCCACACCAGCCCAAGGAGAAGCUGGACAACAUUAACUUCUCCUUCAACUCUAGUCUCUCCAGGUCACCUUAUUAUUAUGACCACGAUCCCAGUUUUUCCAUACCAUCACCGACCGUAAAACGUGACUUUGAUUUGCUGACCUCGCCGGUGCCCCCACAAUGUCAAGCAUCAGCCCAGGUUCCUCUCAACAAUAAACGCCACUCGGCUUCUUUAAGCCUGCGAGAGGACACAGAAGAUGAGAACCCUUAUGAUGUACUGCCAAUCCGUAGUCACCCGAUACCUGUGUCACCCAGUCCUCAAGGCUUGCUUCAACCUCUCACUGAUACCACUACAACACCAGCAGAUAAGGUUAAGGAACUUCAGCAGUGUACAACACUGAGGAACUCUGGGUGGAGUGAGACCCAUAACAGCAAUGGCGAAACAAGACUGGACAGCUACACCCCAGAGGACCCUGAAGACAUGCCAGUUCACAGAACAUAUUCCGUAACUGAAAGUGACAUCGAGGAAAGAUGUAACAAUUCCUCGCCAGAGAACCAUGUGGAUAUGCCCACUCACAGGAGGCAUUCCGUGACCAAAACUCUUGCAGCAGCCUUGCAGGAGAUGAGAGAGAAAUCUCUGUUCACUCGAAUGAGAGACCUCUUGAGUGCACAGCCUUCCAACUCCAGUACACACUCAUCCCGUAAAUGGUCUCUGAAACACAAAUUAUCCUCCUCAAGUAAGAAUAGUGAGUAUUCGCCGCCAAGAAAGACUUCUCUGUGUAAGGAAUCCUUAGACUCCUGCAGUGCUGGUCAAGGAGAGGGAAUAACAGUCUCUGUCAAGACUCUAGCAACAAGGAAAUCUCAAGUACCACCAGGAACACGUAAGUCUGAAACAUCACCAGGAACAAGGAAGUCCGAAAUACCACCAGGAACACGUAAGUCUGAAACACCACCAGAAACAAGGAAGUCUGAAACACCACCAGGAACAAGGAAGUCCGAAAUACCACCAGGAACACGUAAGUCUGAAACACCACCAGAAACAAGGAAGUCUGAAACACCACCAGGAACAAGAAAGUCCGAAACACCACCAGGAACAAGAAAGUCCAAGACACCACCAGGAACAAGAAAGUCCGAAACACCACCAGGAACAAGAAAGUCCGAAACACACCAGGAACAAGAAAGCCGAAACACCACAGGAACAAGAAAGUCCGAAACACCACCAGGAACAAGAAAGUCCGAUACACCACCAGGAACAAAAAAGCCCGAAACACCACCAGAAACAAGAAAGUCUGCAACCCAUCACAUCAACAUGUCUUAUCUCUACAAUGACUAGCAAUAACUUGCGCCUGUCUCUGGAGACUGUCGUUCCCAUCCUCUCCACAGAGUGAAUAUUAUAACUUAAAUAACUAAUAAAAAGAAGUGAAAUCACUGAGAGGUAUAAGAGAUUUGUAUAGUUUGCCCUCAGUAAGAGACUGAGAAUCAUCCCAUUUUAUACCUGAUAAUGGUCUAGAAAAGAUCGAAAGUGUGGGCCAUUUGUGAACUGUUCCAUCCACUGUAUUGUGAUUCUUAUCCUUCACUAAUUAUGACACUGUAAUCCAAGCAAUUUACCAAAUUGACUCAUUAAACAGUUAGUGUAUAAAGAGUUGUAGGGAUGUAUUGUAGGGGCUCAGGUAAGGUACAUCAGCACUGGGAUUCAGGGAUGAGGUCAAGUCUUUGUGGUAGUAAUUACUGUCAAGACUGUGAAGUACCCGGAGGUAAUUGCGUAGUUGGCUGAGUGAGUCACAACAUUGACUGCAGAGUGAGGGGGACCUGGGGCGAGGCCUAUAUAGAAAGGUAUUUGUGUUUAGUCAGUUAUUUAUUACAUGUUAAUUUGAGUUUUAUGUACCCAUAUGUUUUGAGAUGUGGGGGUUGAAAAAUUUGUAAGGUACUGCCCACGUAUAAUGAGGUACUACCCACGUAUAAUGAGGUACUACCCACGUAUAAUGAGGUACUACCCACGUAUGAGGUACUACCUACGUAUAAUGAGGUACUACCAAUCUAUCAGGUACUACCCAUGUAUAAUCAGGUACUACCCACGUAUAAUGAGGUACUACCAACGUAUAAGGUACUACCCAUGGAAUCAGGUACUACCCACGUAUAAUGAGGUACUACCAACGUAUAAGGUACUACCCAUGGAAUCAGGUACUACCCACGUAUAAUGAGGUACUACCCACGUAUAAUGAGGUACUACCAACGUAUCAGGUACUACCCACGUACAAUGAGGCACUACCCACGUAUUGAACCCUACACCUCGGCCACAACAAUGAAUCUCAGGUCACAAGAAAGACGACUCAAGAGCUUCUAAACAAGUAUCAACUCUGGUUAUCUUUACUGUAGACGUUUCGCCAUCCAGUGGCUUUAUCAGUACAGAUUCUAGGACAUAGCUAGAAGACAGUAGAACUAUAUACAAAACAAAAGGUAAUCAGUCCCUCAGCCUUGGAGUUGGUGUUGAGAGCACCGUAGUUGUAGAUAUUCUGUAGCACAGGCAAGAAGACUGGCGGUUAUAUAGGCGUCAGUGGACAGGGAUGUGUAGCAGACGAGGGCAUAGUCACUGGUAGGUAGGAUUCCCCAGUGGAAGUAGGUCCUACCCAAAGGGAUGGGUUAGUUGUAGUAGCCGUGAAAGUCUACUACAACUAACCCAUUUCUUUGGGUAUGACCUACUUCCACUGGGGAAUCCUGCCUACCACUGACUAUGCCCUCGUUUCCAGAAUCUCUACAACUACGGUGCUCUCAACACGGACUCCAAGACUGAGGGACUGAUCACCUCAUCUUUUGUAUAUAGUUCUACUGUCUUCUAAUCAUGUCCUAGAAUCUGUAUUGAUAAAGCCACUGGAGGGCGAAACGUCUACAAUAAAGAUACCCAGAUGUUGCACAUGUGUCUUAAACUUUCAUAUUGUCGGUAUUGUAUACCAUUCUUGCACAUCUUCUAAAUAAGUACCAACAUUAUACCGAAUAGUGAGUACAACUAAGAUGUUAAUGUAUGGAAUGAAGCAAACCAUACCACGGCCGGGGAUAGAACCCGCGGUCAGAGUCUCAAAACUCCCGACCGUCGCGUUAGCUACUGGACCAGCUAGCCACAUUGAGGGGACUUGAGCUAGAGUUCGUCACGGCCACGCUAGCUGGAGAUUCGUCUGUAAAAACUUGCAUUUGUGGUCACAGUGGUGCCUAUGCUAACCUUCCUAUGGUGUAGAAAUAUACCUAGUUGGAUGAAUCUUAUUGUGGCUAGCUGGUCCAGUGGCUAACACGACGGUCUGGAGUUUUGAGACUCUCUGACCGCGGGUUCUAUCCCCGCCCGUCGUAUGGUUUGUUUGCAAUCGUGUCAUUACGAUUUCGUGAGUCAUGGAAUGAAAUAGUUACAAGUACAUAUUACGAAGUUCGUUACGAAUAUGGUAACUCAGACUUCCUUACUAAGGUAGUUUCAUGUAUAUUCAGUGAGCCUUAAGCCUCUGUUGACUUAAGAAAGGGAUUUAACACUGUAAAUGAGAGCAAUGUGUGACAACAGGUUCCUUGGAUGAGAAACAUGUAGAAAUUAACCAAAAUUUUAACUCUGAUAUCAAACAAAUCAUAGUUUGGAGAUAUAUAUUAGAUUCUGUAUUAAUACAUGUUCUAACACCGUACCAUUUAAUGGCCCACCGAAGCCAUUAAAUACAGUAGUUGGAUAUUAAUCAUUAUUAUUCAUUAUCAGUGUCUAGAAAAGCCUGUGUGGAUUAUUUUCUCCAAUUUCAUCUUAAAAUUUUGGGUAGCGUGUUUGGAGGUGAGAAAUACUACCAAUCUAUUUCAAUGUGAUUUAUCCCCCAGAAAAAUGGAAAAAAUCACCCAUAUAUCGACGAUAGAAGGAUUUGAAGGCAAUUGUAUGAUAGUUUAGCCAUAUUCCUUCAUGGUAACAGAAGAAUUUGCAUAAGUUGGAGGUAAUAGUGAUCCCACAGCAACCACCUGAGAGCCCACAUUAAUGUUAAAUGUAAAAAAAAAAAAAUAAUUGUAACUGUAAUUUCCCAAAUCCUAGCAAAUAUUUAUCUAUUUAAACGUAAGUUACUCAAAUUACCCAAUAUUAACUUAUCUAACAAGAUGCUUACAAUAUCUAGUAAUGGAAUAUUUUCAAACAGUAACUCUCUAUUUAACGAUAUAAAUUGAUCUAUCAUAUUUUACAGAACAUACCUCCCUAUGAAAUCUAAAUCGCUCGUGUAGUUAUUUUUCUUGUAAAUAAGACAACAUUGGUUGUAGAGCCUCGCCAAAAUUAUUGUCCAAGGUUCCAGUAGAUUUUGUAGUUAGUAUAGAUGUAAGACCAUAAUUUACAAAUGUUCCACUCAGGAUAUAUAUAUA